GGAUUUGGAUGCAUAUUAAAUCCACCCCUCUCUCUGCAAGGAACAAGAAUAGCCGCAAUAAGUCAUCAUCAUGGACCAACAAGGACUCGAUUCAGGCCCCCGCUAUUUCGCCGUGUGGGACUACGUCGUCUUCGGUGCGAUGCUUCUUGUGUCCGCGUCUAUCGGUGUGUACUCCGCUUGCUCCGGCGGCAAGCAAAAGACGGCCGACGAAUUCCUAGUGGGUAAUCGAAAAAUGGGUAUUUUCCCUGUUGCGAUGUCCCUGGCGGUGAGCUAUAUAUCUGCAAUAGCUGUAAUAUCAAUGCCUGGUGAGAUCUAUGUAUACGGGACUAUGUUUUCCUGGAUAAUGGUGACAGAUGCCCUAGGAGAUGUCUUGUUUUGUCGCCUUUUCCUGCCCACUUUCCUUAGAAUAAACGUCAUUAGUAUUUAUGAGUUUUUUGAAAUGCGUUUCAACAAAGCCUUACGACUGAUAACAAACAUAGCUUUUUCAUCUUUUACGCUCUUCUAUUUGGGAUCUGUGGUCUACACACCUGCAAUAGCGUUGAAUGCAGUUACUGGAUUUGAUAUGUGGACAUGUAUGCUAUCGACUGGAGUAGUGUGUAUAUUUUAUACAUCAGUGGGUGGUUUGAAGGCAGUCGUGUGGACAGACACCCUCCAAGGAAUCAUCAUGAUCGUCGGUGUCGUCGCCCUAAUCAUCAAAGGGACCAUGGUGGUCGGCGGUCUCGACAAAGUUUGGCAAAUUGCUGAACAGGGCGAUCGGAUCCAGUUUCUAGAGGGGAACCCCGAUCCGAGGAUCCUAUAUACACUGUGGACUAUGUUGAUAGGAGGUACCAUUACCGAGGCAAGACCAAACCAAAUAGAGGUUCAACGCCUUAUUGCUUGUGGAACCAAGCCCAGGGCCAUACAGGCCUUGUUCCUCGCGGUCCUCUUAAAGGGGAUAAUACUUUCCCUAUGCAUCUUCUCUGGAUUGGUUAUGUACGCCUACUACGUAAACUGCGACCCAUGGAAAUCGAAGGUCGUCUCGUCACGUGACCAGAUAAUGCCUCUCUUUGUGAUGGAGAUGUUUGCCGAAAUUCCCGGAUUGCCUGGUGUAUUUCUAGCAUCAGUUGUCAGUGCAUCUCUGAGCACGCUAUCGUCUGGAGUAAAUGCACUAGCAGCUAUCACGGCAGAAGAUGGCGUGAAAGCAAUAUGGCCGAAUAUUAGUGAGCGAAACUACGCCAGAGUAGCCAAGAUAUUAGCUCUUGUGUACGGCAUGUUGGCGAUUGGGUUUUCAUUUUGUAUUAGUUUCAUGCAGUCCGGAAUCUUACAGUUUACCGUCAGCAUGGUCGGGGUGAUCUCUGGCGGGUUCCUAGGUGUCUUUAUCUUAGCUGUAUUCGUACAUCGUUGUAAUUCAAAGGGGGCUGUUACUGGGUUCGUAGCCAGUUUCAUUGUCAUGGUCUGGAUCAAGGUAGGAUCAAUCAUAUACCCCUCAUCAAGGGGGCAACUGCCUUUAUCGAUUGAAGGUUGUCCAGUACCCAAUGGCACAUACACGACCUACACCAUCCCAACCACAGAAUGGACUACGGCAACACUCCCAGGCUCAACCCAGGAAACCAUCUCUGAGGAAUUGCCAGCAAUUACCAACUUGUAUCAUAUUUCAUUUCUUUACUAUGGACUUAUCGGAAGCAUUGUGUGUAUAAUCACAUCAAUGAUCGUCAGUUAUCUAACAGGUUUCCAAGAUCCUGAAUUGAUUGAUAAUCGCCUGAAGAAUCACUUGACAGACGCCCUCUUCUGUUGUUUCCCCGGAAGUCUCAAACGGCGCAUGCGGUGUGGUAUUGACGAGAUCAACUAUGAAGAGGAUGAUAAAUUACCAGUCGUUCAGGAAGAAAUGAGAGAGGUCUACAACAAGAAAGAUGAGUUGGAUCAUGUUAAUGAUCAAGACAACGAAUCCAUUAAUGGACAUGCUGGACCAACAACAGAUGCCAUGAAUGCCAUCUAGGAAGGGGAAAACAUAGCUCAAUGAUAUCAUUUUAGCAACCAUAGAAGUAUCACGCCUAUAAAAAAACGUCUUAACACAUUGAUUAUCACACGCCCUGCCGUAGGCGGCGAUCACGGGGGGUGGGUGUCCGCCUCAAUGUUCAAGGGGGAGUUUCCCUUCUCCCAAUUCUUGGGGAAUAUUUUUUUUUUUUUUUUUUUUGGGGGGGGGGUUAAAGAGUUUGUAUCUGCCACCGGUCCAAAAAGUAAACUUGAUCAGAAUAAACACUUGAAGUUCGUCAAUGCUAAGAAGGAAGAGAGUGUUUGCCGCCUUUUGGGCGUACCCGACAAUAGCCGCCCUAAAUAAACAACGGGUUAUGUGAUUUGCGUGUAAUAACGUACAUACUAAUUACGUGAUUCCGCCGGUCAACGCGUUACAUUAAAUUGACGCUACUGCCUCCGGCUGGCUACUUACAUUAAUUUGUAGUCAUAUGAAUUUAUUUUCAGGCCUAGCUAUAUAUUGGACUAGUAAUGCAUAUACAUACCUUGUAGUAUGAUAUGUAAUUAUGUAAAUAAAACAAAUAUAUUUCUGGAGAUUCCAUGGAGGUACUUCUUUCUUCUUUUUAAUUGAGUAUUUGAAUAUAAAACGGCCCAAGUCAAUUUUUUUGCGAAAUUGAUUUUAAUAUGGGAAAUUGUUCCUUAUACAAUGAUUCAUGUUGUGUUUAAAUGAUAAAUCUGAAAUCAUCUCAGUAAUGCCUUAAAUAAAGUAGGAAUAUCUGGUAUGAGUGUAAGAAAAGCCCAAGUCUAGGACUUGGGUUUUUCUUACAUUUAUAUCAUAGCGCCCUCUCUCAUUUCUUGUACUAGCUACAGAAGUCUACCAUGUAUAUGAAUAUAAGAAUGGCCCCCGCCCACAAGUAACGUGAAUAUUAAUGUUCAUAGAAAAUACACUUAUAUUUGUUUAAUGAUGUUCUCUGAUUUUUUUUGGCCAAUCAUAUACUUCAAUUACCCAAAUAAAAAAAAUAUAUCAUUUUUUUCCGAUUUUCUCGAAAUGACUUCUUUUAGACUUUGGCCCUUUUUACUCAGGUGUUCAAUCGAAGAUAUGGAGAAUAUAAUUUAUGUAAGGAGCGCUUGAAUUCGAAAGGCACAUAAUUACAACAAAAUUACUGUCACUCUGGUCAAUGAAGGGAAAAGGGCAUAUACAAGUACUACCUGUCAAAACUAACAACCAAUGUUAUCACAAGAAAACGGUGAAUCAUUUAAGUAUUGCACUACGCCUUUUCCAGGUGAAUUUAUCUAUAACACAGAGUGCAAUUAAAUAGCAGAAUCGAAUGAUGAGAGCUGUACAGGGGAGGGUGAAAUCACGUAGCCUGGCGUAUAUCACUGUAGAUAUCGAUCACGUCGAUGGGAUAGCGCCAUCAUCUCUAAAGCCAACAAACCAACCAACAAUACAAAGAACUAUGCCUAUCCAUUCACAUUGAGUGUUUUCACUUUAACACUAUAUUCUAGUAUAUAGAGGGGCGUGAUGUAUCAUUUAUAUUUAGACUAAUGUUUAUGCAUUAUUGUGAUAGUAUUCGAAUGUGACUCCAAUUUUGUUGUAAGGUAGAUUUGGUCCAAAAGAUAUGAAUGUAUCAUUUUGUACAUUUUGUGUAAACAAUUGGGUAUUCCAAAAUUUAUGUCUGAUUUAACAUCACUUAUCCUGUUAGCUCCAGGCAAAUUGAAGUAAAAUGGUUCGUAAUAUUAGAUGGAAUUGCACAAUUAUCCAUAUGCCUUUUGUAAUAGUAAUAUACAUAUGGCAUGCAUGUAAACAUGGUAAACAUUUAUUUUCUUAAUGAACUAAUAUUUUUAAACCAUGGGUUAUCGAUAUCAUACUUUCACAGCUCCAUGCUCUUAGAAUUCAAAUAAAUACAUAAACAAGCAAUAAAAACACCCCACCUGUCUAUCUAAUUAUUUCAGAGAACCCCAUAAAAGGGUAACUCCAGAAUUUACUAAGUUGCGGAAACGUUUGUACAAUAUCAUCGGAUUGUAAUCGAGCUAGUGUAUUUUCCUCUCGUUGUAAAGAACAAACUCUUGUUCCAUAAAGAUGAAAUAUAUGUCUUAAAUAUCGAAUAUUAUUGAACAUAUCGUUUUAGACAAGAGAUACAAAACAUGUUUUCCAAUCCGUUUGUAAACAAGCAUU
This is a messenger RNA of Lytechinus pictus (painted urchin), 4126 nucleotides long. RefSeq names its product sodium-coupled monocarboxylate transporter 1-like. The record is from RefSeq and is a predicted model, not a curated record. Bases 71 to 1975 code for a protein of 634 amino acids. Gene Ontology annotation, biological process: sodium ion transport; transmembrane transport. The transcript is spliced from 16 exons. Gene Ontology annotation, molecular function: symporter activity. NCBI's taxonomy places the organism in Eukaryota, Metazoa, Echinodermata, Echinoidea, Temnopleuroida, Toxopneustidae. Gene Ontology annotation, cellular component: membrane.